AUGCACACGUCUGCACCCCCCGUCCCCCGGCAGGUCGAGCGGCCGCUCCCACCGGCAAGAGACCCCCUCCCGGGAGCCACCCACACUCGGACACGGUGGCGCAGGGUUUUGGGAUUCGAGAUUGACGCGUUGAACUCCGUCCAGUUUUCAAACCACACAGGCUACCCACACUGGAAAGGUCAAGUGCUGAACUCCAAUGAACUCCAGGAGCUGUACGAAGGCCUGAAGCUGAACAGCGUGAAUAAAUAUGACUAUGUGCUCACGGGCUACACGAGAGACAAGUCCUUCCUGGCCUCGGUGGUGGACAUCGUGCGGGAGCUGAAGCGGCAGAACUCGGGGCUCGUGUACGUGUGCGACCCCGUGAUGGGCGACAAAUGGAACGGCGAAGGCUCCAUGUACGUUCCGGAGGACCUCCUUCCAGUUUACAAAGAGAAGGUUGUGCCGGUAGCAGACAUCAUAACCCCCAACCAGUUCGAGGCUGAGUUACUGAGCGGCAGAAAGAUCCACAGUCAAGAAGAAGCGUUAGCGGUGAUGGACGUGCUGCACGCCAUGGGCCCCGACACGGUGGUCAUCACCAGCUCUGACCUGCCCUCCCCGAGGGGCAGCGACUACCUGAUCGCGCUGGGGAGCCAGAGGAUCCGGAACCCCGAUGGCUCUGUGGUGACGGAACGCAUCCGGAUGGAGAUGUACAAGGUCGACGCGGUCUUCGUGGGCACCGGGGACCUCUUUGCCGCCAUGCUCCUGGCAUGGACGCACAAGCACCCCAACAAUCUCAAGGUGGCCUGUGAGAAGACCUUGUCGGCCAUGCAUCACGUUCUGCAGCGGACCAUCGCAUGUGCAAAAGCCCAGGCAGGGGGAGGACUGAAGCCCAGCCCGGCACAGCUGGAGCUGAGGAUGGUCCAGAGCAAGAAGGACAUCGAGAACCCGGAGAUCGUGGUCCAGGCUGCGGUGCUGUGAGGGCCCGCGUGCCACCUCCUAACGCACAGCGUGUCGGUGUCUCCAUCGUCGUCCCUGUGAAAAUGUAGCAUCUGCCUUAGAGCCGUGACCGAAACUUGAUAUUUUUUUCUUUCGUGAGUGUCCAGCCUCAACCGGUCUUAAUUGUGAAAACGUGCUGGUCGUGCUUUUUAAAAGUCACAAAGCGAUCACAGAAAUCUGUAAUUCUGGGAACCCAGCUCCCUGUCCCCCAGGGCUCCUGGGCCUCCCGGGAACCCCGCUCCCGUGGGCCCCCCGGCGGCGUCCCAUCCCUGGCGGGCGAGGGCCGGGGAAAGUCCUGGAGUCUGUGCGUCCCUGAGAAAGAGUUGGGUUUUAACCAUCUGCGUCUGGGCGAAUCCUGCCAAAUGCCUCUGUUGUCAUUGUGACCCGCCCCCCUUUGUUCCUGCUUGAGAAGUCUCGUUUGUGGCCUAGCUGUGGGGUAGGUCGCCGGGGACUGCGUCACUGCGGGAACAGGUCGAGACCAGCUGGCCCGGACGCGCACCGGGGAUGAGGAAGGGCUCCCGGGGCUGGAACAGCCCGUGGCGAGACUGGGCCGUUGUGUUCCUGCCGGAAACCUCACCUGGUCUGUGGCACGCCGGGUUACGUCUGCGCGCUUGCCACCCUUGGCUGGCGACAGAUGCCUCGUGCCACGUGGUCGUGCAGAGACGGGUAGAGGGGCUUGGAUACCAUUGGCAUAUUUAACCCCACGAGCCAGUCACCCUGUGCGCUCGCCCCUGCCCGCUCAGUCCUGCCUUCCGUGCCACCGGAAGCCGGGGUGCGCGAGGCCCCCUGAAAGGCAGCCGCGGCUUGAGCCCCUUCUCCGAGGAGAGGGUGUUGGCAGGUCGGGGGAGGGGCCGGGGCAGAGCGCCGGGCUCGCAGCUCUCAGACGCCUCGGGCUGCGACACCAGGCCGGGCGUCUACUGCCCGGGGCACCCCCAGGCGUGGCUGCAAGCGAGGGUGCCCCUCUCCGCGCCGCCCUGGGGAGAGCAGAGGUCCGCCUCCCCCAGGAGCCUGCGGCCAGGAGGGGACAGAGCCUGCAGAGUGGGGGGGGGGCCCUCCCCGUCCCACAGGCGGGUCCUCUCCUGCAGCCCGCGCUCUCCUCUGCAGCAGGGCCAGUGUCCCCAGGAUCCACUGCCACCUCCUGGGCAGGGCGGUGUUCACUCUGUUGCAAACUCCCUGAAACAAAGAAAUACCAGCGUCCGUGCCGUUCCGCCCGCUCUUCUUUCUUCCCAGUCUGUCCACGUCCUGAGUGUCCGCUCUCGUGCGUUAGCACCGGGCAGCCCGUGCACGGGCCAUGGUAUCUCUCUGCAACAAGAUGGUGGAAAACCCUCCGUGAGGAUACCGUGUGGGGCGUGGGGGCUUACUCUGUGUGUACCAUGGCCUUGGGAACACUGCAGACGCUGAUCCUCUGUUCUUUAAGUUUUAUUUCAGGGGCUCAGGCUUCGUGUUACACUUGAUGCUUUUACUUCCCCCAACUGUACAUAGAACGAUAGUUAUUCCGCCCCUAAACUUCCCGUGAAACUGUGAGCUUUCUGGCUGGAUCUCGGACGUUCUCAUCCCAAGUUCCUCCGACCGAGAAGCCCCGACCGCUGGGAGUGGUGGGGUCUUGAGCCCUCUGCCCCCAGCAGCGGGACCCCGGCAUCCCAAGAGCCCCUGCAGGGUGCGGGGCUCCCGCAGGAACCGCAGCAGCUUCUCCCGGCGAGCUGCGCUGGCCACGCGCUGCUGCUGAGCCCACUGCUAUCCUGGGCGUGGUCCUGCGUAGACACGCGGGCGCUGGCUGGUCUGUGCUUAGAAUUUCCCACCCAGAGGUCAGCCGUGGUCACUAGCAGCGGUUUUUUCUUCCUUUCUUUUUUUUUUUUUCCAUAGGUUGGGUCCAAAUUAGAGUAAAUCUUUGUUUUUACUUUCCAUAGUUUAGUAACAUGCAGAGUAAUAAUUAUAUAUUUUAAAAUGAGAAGUGUAUCAGUCCUAAGUCGCCUGCUUAUUACCAGAGGACAGAUUUCAAUAUGGUUUUUCAAAGCUUCUGUAGGCCUUAAAGAUGAAUUACAAACUACUCUUUUUUUAAAACCAUUUUCAGA
Panthera uncia (snow leopard) is the source of this 3047-nucleotide messenger RNA. It is a transcript of the gene PDXK, whose product is annotated as pyridoxal kinase. The coding region runs from base 1 to 957 and encodes 318 amino acids. Lineage: Eukaryota; Metazoa; Chordata; Mammalia; Carnivora; Felidae. Gene Ontology annotation, cellular component: cytosol. Gene Ontology annotation, molecular function: pyridoxal kinase activity. The transcript is spliced from 12 exons. The record is from RefSeq and is a predicted model, not a curated record. Gene Ontology annotation, biological process: pyridoxal 5'-phosphate salvage.